AUGACGACGACCGCGGCCAUGAAACGAAGGCUACAAAUUCGGUCCCUGUCUGUACAUCGCACCCUCACAAUGGUGCGUUGUCUCUACUCCCUUUUCGAGUUUCUAUCUAUACACUUACAGCCUGUUGCAUCACCCUUUCAUACAGACAGUUUUCGAAAGGUAAUCAGCCGCAUUGAUGAUCACGAUGCCGAGACACGCUGCCGUGAAGAGAUGACCGACAACAUGGCUGGACAGCCCAUCCACGGCCGCAGCUGUGACCGUCCCACAAGACAUGAUAGCAGUGGAAGAAGCAGCAGCGAAACUCUACCAAACGACAGCGAUGAUGCCUCGGACCCCGAUAACCUUAUUGUAUCCUGGGAAGAUAACGACCGCGAGAACCCGUAUAACUGGUCGACGGGGAAAAAGCUCUCCACCCUCACAAUAUCCCUGUUAAUUGUCAUCAACAGCAACUUGGGAACGUCCCUGCCGAGCAAUGCAGUGUCGUAUAUUGUGGCCGAAUGGCCAAUCUCAUCGACAAUUCAAAAGGUCCUGCCAAAUUCAAUGUACCUUGUUGGCUACGUGUUUGGCCCGCUUGUGUGGGCUCCUCUAAGCGAGCAGGUGGGCCGCCGGCUCAUCAUGGUUUUUACCUUUUUUGUCUUCAUUGUCUUCACCAUGGCGUGUGCACUGGCGCCAAACUGGCCCGUCUUUCUGGUGUUCCGCCUUAUCUGCGGCGUCUCCGCCUCCUCACCUGUUGUUCUGGUGGCCGGCGUAAUGGCCGACAUGUACGGGGACCCGAAGACGCGAGGCCGUGCGGUCGCCGUGUUCUUGGGAACAACCUUGAUUGGCUCUCUGACGGGACCCAUUGUGUCCGGGUUCUGCGCCCCGGCCAUCGGCUGGCGCUGGAGCUUUUGGGUAGCGCUCAUCUUUGCCGGCGUCUGUGCGGGACCGCUGCUGCUGAUGCCCGAAACAUACGGACCCGUGCUUCUCGCCCAGCGGGCAAAAAAGAUGCGUCGUGAGGAUGGGUUCGACGAUAGUUCCGCGUCGGCUCCGAAGCGUCCAGGCCGCCCCGUUGCCCCCCACGAAAUCGACCUGGCCGGCCAGUCGUGGCGUGAGCUGGCCAGCGUUGUGCUCACUCGCCCCUUGCGUAUGAUGUUGGGCGAGCUGAUCGUCAGCUGUGUGUGCGCGUACGUGGCGCUGGUAUAUGCCAUCUUCUACAUGACCUUCCAGGCCUUUCCUCUCAUCUUCGAGGGCAUCUACGGCUUCUCUCCCGGAGUGUGCGGCUUGAUCUUCUUGCCCAUCGGCUCUGGUGCUCUACUGAUGGUACCCAUCUUUCUUGCAUACGACCACUAUUUGCAGGUUGCCGUCACCCGCGGUGAAGCCUGGACGCAGCGUGAGGAGUACCGCCGGCUGCCGCUGGCCUGUCUUGGCGGUCCGUUGUUUGUCGUGAGCCUCUUCUGGCUUGGCUGGAGCUCACGCAGCGACGUGUCGUUUGUGGUGCCCAUGUUGGCCGGAAUUCCCUUUGGUAUGGGCUUUUUGCUCAUCUUCAUGGCAUUGACCAACUACAUCACUGAUGCAUACGAAAUAUUUGCCGCAUCAGCUAAUGCCGCCACAUCCACGACCCGCUCGCUAUUGGCCACUGUACUACCACUUGCUACCACACCACUCUUCACACGCUUAACGAUCUCAGGUGCUUGCAGUUUACUCGGCGGUUUGAGCUUGCUCAUGUGCGCCAUCCCCUUUCUGUUCAUCUGGAAGGGCGAGCGCAUUCGUGCCGGCAGCCACUUCUGCAAUGUGCUGCGUGAGCGCAAGGCCGAUAUGGAGCGCAAGGUUGAGGAACAGCGUCACAGACAACCCGCACUACAGGGGCCACUAAUGAAAAUGGAAAAAGUUGCCAGCGCCACGGAGCGAAUAACCAUGUCUGUGUGA
Messenger RNA from Grosmannia clavigera kw1407, 1905 nucleotides. RefSeq names its product major facilitator superfamily transporter multidrug resistance. NCBI's taxonomy places the organism in Eukaryota, Fungi, Ascomycota, Sordariomycetes, Ophiostomatales, Ophiostomataceae. The transcript has 5 exons. Gene Ontology annotation, biological process: transmembrane transport. Gene Ontology annotation, molecular function: transmembrane transporter activity. The record is from RefSeq and is a predicted model, not a curated record. Bases 1 to 1905 code for a protein of 634 amino acids.